AUGGUUUAUACAAUCCCCUUCAUCAUUUUGAUGCUCCUUUGCACCAUUGUUGUUGCUACAAACAAUAACUCGAUGAGACUCAAGUUUUCAUCCAUUUUAGUCUUUGGUGAUUCGACCGUAGACACAGGCAAUAACAACUAUAUCCUGACUGUGGCCAAGGGAAAUCAUUUGCCUUAUGGUAGGGAUUUCCCUGGUCAUGUGCCAACUGGUAGAUUCUCUAAUGGAAAACUGGUUCCUGACUUGCUUGCCUCUGUAUUGAAGCUCAAAGAUACUGUCCCUCCUUUCUUGGAUCCAAACCUAUCAAAAGAAGAUCUUCUAACAGGUGUUAAUUUCGCAUCUGCCGCUUCAGGUUUUGAUGAUUUGACUACGGUCCUAUCUGGUGCCAUAUCAGUGUCCAAGCAAAUUGAAUACUUCAAAGUUUACGUAGCAAAGCUCAAAAGCAUUGCUAGGGAAAAUGAAGCUAAACGAAUACUUAGAGAUGCUCUGGUUAUUAUUAGUGCUGGAACUAAUGACUUCAUUUUCAAUUUUUAUGACAUUCCGACUAGAAAGUUGGAAUUCAACAUAUCAAAAUACCAAGAUUAUCUGCAGAAUAGGCUUCAAAAUUUCCUUAAGGAACUAUACGACCUUGGAUGCAGAAAAUUUGCCGUCACUGGGCUUCCUCCCAUUGGUUGCAUCCCCAUUCAAAUAACAGCCAACUUUGUAAUGGAUAGGAAAUGUGUAGAGGAUGAGAAUUCAGAUUCCGAGCUCUACAAUCGAAAACUGGAAAAGCGAUUACUUCAAAUACAGGCAAUGCUUCCGGGAAGCAGAGUUGUUUAUACAGACGUUUAUGACCCAUUGAUGAACCUUAUCAAUCAACCUGAAAAAUACGGUUUCAAGGAAACGAAUAGAGGGUGUUGUGGGACUGACUUAUUUGAACUAGUUCCGUUGUGUAAUGCAAUCACACCAACAUGUGAUGACGCUUCAAAAUUUGUAUUUUGGGACAGUGUCCAUCCAACCGAAGCAGCCUAUCAGUAUUUUACUAAGCACAUAGAAGUGGAAGUCCUGCCCAAGUUCCAAUUUCAUAUGGAUAAUAUAUUUUUUAAGUAA
This is a messenger RNA of Gastrolobium bilobum, 1086 nucleotides long. RefSeq names its product GDSL esterase/lipase At2g30310-like. The transcript is spliced from 3 exons. Gene Ontology annotation, molecular function: hydrolase activity, acting on ester bonds. The coding region runs from base 1 to 1086 and encodes 361 amino acids. The record is from RefSeq and is a predicted model, not a curated record. Lineage: Eukaryota; Viridiplantae; Streptophyta; Magnoliopsida; Fabales; Fabaceae.